Centruroides sculpturatus (bark scorpion) is the source of this 4184-nucleotide messenger RNA. RefSeq names its product pyruvate dehydrogenase phosphatase regulatory subunit, mitochondrial-like. Bases 6 to 3518 code for a protein of 1170 amino acids. Gene Ontology annotation, molecular function: protein binding; oxidoreductase activity. The transcript has 23 exons. Lineage: Eukaryota; Metazoa; Arthropoda; Arachnida; Scorpiones; Buthidae. The record is from RefSeq and is a predicted model, not a curated record. Gene Ontology annotation, cellular component: mitochondrion.
AGAAAAUGGCUUCUGUUUUAUGGAAAUUUUCUUCUUUUAGAACAUUUAAAUGGGAAAUUUUAUCAAAGUUUUCUACAUUUACUGUAAGAAAAUUUUCUAAUUUACCAGAAAAUUCAUUUUUAUCUACACACAAAAGAUACUAUACAAAUUGGGAUAGUGAUGAAAAUGAAGCAAAUGAAACUAUUAAUAGAAAUCUUUGGAGAAAUGCUAUACCAAAGUAUGCCCAAAUUGUAAUUUGUGGUGCUAGUUCUGUUGGCAAUGCAAUUGCAUAUAAUUUACUCAAAAAAGGAUGGACAGAUGUUGUUGUUAUGGAAAAGGGAAGGAUAGGAGAAACCUUAUCAUCUAUAGGUAAUAAUAUUAUAAGCACAUUUAAUUCAUCAAAUGAUGGAAUAAUUACACAGUAUAAUAUUGAUUUAUUUGAAGAAUUAAAAACAGGAGGAUAUGAUAUAGGAUGGAAACAAUGGGGUGCCAUUGAUAUAGCAAGAACAAAAGAUAGAAUGAUAUAUUUUCAAAGAUUAGCCGAUGAAGCAAAGAUAUAUGGAUUAGAAUUUGAAAUUAUUGGACCAGAAGAUAUCAAGAAAAUAUGUCCAUUAGUUAAUACUGAGGAUCUAGAGGGAGGAUUAUGGAAGGAAACGGAUAGCGUUGCCGAUCCUACAAAAUUGUGCCUUGCUAUAGCCGAACUUGCUCGCAAAGAAGGUGCUCAGUAUUUUGAAGAAUGUCAAGUACUUAGAAUAUUAACUGAAAAUAGUAGAGUUACUGGCGUUCAGACAAAUUUUGGUAUUACUGAGUGUGAAUAUUUAGUAGUUUGUGCAGGAAUGAAUACAAGAGAAUUAGGACAAAAGUGCAUUCCACCAUUUCGUGUUCCUAUACAUUUCACUGAUUUACCUUUCAUUGUAACACAACCAGUCCAUGGAAUUAUUCCUUCUUUACCAAUUAUCCGAGAUUAUGACGGAAAAUUCUUUUGUCAUAAAUAUGAUCAAGGCAUUUUAAUUGGUGGUUAUUUUAAUGAAAUGAAAUCAAGAUUUCAUAAAAAUUCUGAAAAUAAAACCUUGGAAUUGGCAGAUAUCAUGCCUUUGUACAAUGAAGCAAAACAAAGAUUACCUAUUUUAUCCCAAGUUGAUAUCGAUCAAAUGGUAAAAGUUAGUUACAGUUUCACACCAGAUGGUCAGUGGAUUGCAGGAAAAACUCCAGAGCAGGUUCCAAGUAAGAGUACAGAUGAUGAAUAUAAUGGUUUGAAUCCACUCAAUAUGACACCACCAAAGUGCAAAUUCCGAACUGAUUGGUUGAAACAAAAGGACAAGGCAGAUUGUUUCCAAGCACUUUUUGAUCAUGGAGGUACUGCCAAGCAUAGACAAAAAUUUACCUGUGCUUAUGGUCCAAGACAGUUAUACUUGACAUUGGUUGGGCCAGGUGAUAAUUUCCUGGACCCAUUAAAAAUUGAUGAAAUUCCAAGUAAUACUGACAAUAUGACUGGAGAAGGAUCAGCAACUUCAUUUGUUUUAACAGGUGCUCAGUAUUUUGAAGAAUGUCAAGUACUUAGAAUAUUAACUGAAAAUAGUAGAGUUACUGGCGUUCAGACAAAUUUUGGUAUUACUGAGUGUGAAUAUUUAGUAGUUUGUGCAGGAAUGAAUACAAGAGAAUUAGGACAAAAGUGCAUUCCACCAUUUCGUGUUCCUAUACAUUUCACUGAUUUACCUUUCAUUGUAACACAACCAGUCCAUGGAAUUAUUCCUUCUUUACCAAUUAUCCGAGAUUAUGACGGAAAAUUCUUUUGUCAUAAAUAUGAUCAAGGCAUUUUAAUUGGUGGUUAUUUUAAUGAAAUGAAAUCAAGAUUUCAUAAAAAUUCUGAAAAUAAAACCUUGGAAUUGGCAGAUAUCAUGCCUUUGUACAAUGAAGCAAAACAAAGAUUACCUAUUUUAUCCCAAGUUGAUAUCGAUCAAAUGGUAAAAGUUAGUUACAGUUUCACACCAGAUGGUCAGUGGAUUGCAGGAAAAACUCCAGAGAUAGACAAUUUGUUUGUUACUGGAGGAAGUAAUGGCAAUUCCUUGCAAGCUGUAGGUGGCUUAGGAAGAGCACUGGCUAACUGGAUUUCUAAUAUGGAACCUGAUUCAUUUAUGCUUCCAUUUGAUAUAUGUCGAUUUAUUGAUGUACAUAAUAAUUACAAAUUUUUGCAAGAAAGAGUUGCAGAAGUUGUUGAGUUAGGAUACACUAUUCCUCACCCAUUACCAAAAGAAUUUAAUACUGCAAGAACAUUACGCUGUUCACCUUUGUAUACCAUUCAAGAUGAUGCUGGAGCAGUGUUUGGAGAAAGAAUGGGAUUUGAAAGAGCUCUUUAUUUUGAUAAAACUAAAUCACGAGAAGAACGAUUAUGUCCACCGCCAACGUCUUUCGGUAAACCUCCCUGGUUUGAUAUCGUGAGAGACGAAUACAUCGCCUGUCGAGAGAGAGUCGGCCUUAUUGAUAUGUCAUCUUUUACUAAGUCGUUCAUAAUGUCCGCAGGAACUGAAGUAGUGAACUUCUUACAACUGUUAUGUUCGAAUGAUGUGGAUAUACCUGUCGGCUGUAUAGUACCUACCGGGAUGCAGAAUGAAAAAGGUGGAUAUGAAAAUGAUUGCCUGUUAGUUCGAAGAGCCAAUAAUUGUUAUUUUAUGAUAUCUCCUACUUCACAACAAACAAGACUCAGUGAAUGGAUGGAAAAAAAUUUACCAACUGACGGCUCCAUAUCGUUUAAUGACGUGACUUCGAUGUAUACGGUAUUAAAUGUGGUCGGUCCAAAAUCGAAGGAACUAAUGACUGAACUCACAAAAACUAACAUGUCCAUUCCUAGUUUUACCUGCAAGGAAAUGAAUGUCGGUUAUGCAAGUGAAGUAAUGGUGAUGGGAUUUAACAACACCGGAGAGCCGGGAUAUAGUUUGUACGUUCCGUCCGAGUACGCUUUGCAUGUGUAUGACAGAUUAGCUACAGUGGGGAGAGAUUUUGGUAUAAAAGACGUCGGUUAUUAUACGCUUCGUUUUUUGAGAAUAGAAAAAUUUAUUCCGUUUUGGGGAGAAGAAUUAGACAGCAACACGACACCUUUAGAAGUUGGAAGAAGUUUUAAAGUAAAGAUGCAAAAAAAUUAUUUUCUUGGAAAAGUUGCCCUACAACACCAAAUUGACAAAGGGCUCUUUCGUCGUCUUGUACAUUUCCAAUUGGAAAACCACAACCCCGACAUGGAUCUGUGGCCCUGGGGUCGCGAACCCAUCUUUCGCAACGGCAAAUACGUCGGCACCACCACCUCCUCCGGAUAUGGAUUCACAUUAAACAGGGUCGUCUGUCUGGGAUUCGUGGACAAUUUCAACCGAAUGAGUCACAAAUACGAAGUGGUCACCAAUGAUUACAUUACAAAAGAUGCAAAAUUUGAAGUUUCUGUUGCAGGAAAGAGAUAUGUUGCGAAGCCAAGUUUGCAUCCUCCCAAAAUUCCAAUAGUCACCAUGAGCGGCACCACAAGAUACACUCCCCGAGCAGUCAACGGCAUAUAAUACAGUUGUAGAGUUAUAUCUAUUUAUGUAUAUUUACUUUUUAUAAAAUUAUCUCUCAUUACACUAGUCAUUGUGAUAUUUAUACACUCUAAAAAUUACAGGUGUGUUAAAUCAGUAGUUAAAAAUGUUGAUAUAGGAUCUGAAAUUUUCAAUUUUAAGAAAAACUUUUUAUAAUCUUGAAUAAAAUAUUGUAUAAUAAAUUUAAAUAAACUAAUAUAAAUCACUUUUAAUUACAACUUCAGGCUUUUUUCAAUUCAACCAGUUAGCGGUAAAAGAAUUUGGAGCAAUUUUGUAGAAUGUUUUUUAGUUGAAAUUCAAAAGAAAUCUCUCCUAAUAAAAUUCAUAUUCUGGAAUAACAGCAAUAUUAGUUUAAUACCCUGUAUACAGUAUCUUGAAAAUUCUGAUCAGAAUACUCACGACACAUGGCAGUUUAUUUUGGCAAGCUUAAUGCAGAAAAUUUAUAUUUACAUGAAUUUUUUCAACUUAAAAUUAAUUGAAACAUUAUUAACAGAUAAAUGUCUCUCUUUCUUGAUCAUAAUACAAGAAAUUCUCUUGUAUUAUGAUCAAAUGUGAUAAAAAUUGAGAAACACGUACAUAUAGAUCCUUAGAUAUACAGUAGAGCCUCGAUUAUCCGACUCAAUUGGGGACUGGGGUUGGUCGGAUAAC